This is a messenger RNA of Tachysurus vachellii, 2725 nucleotides long. RefSeq names its product interferon-induced, double-stranded RNA-activated protein kinase-like. The coding region runs from base 139 to 1839 and encodes 566 amino acids. The transcript is spliced from 17 exons. NCBI's taxonomy places the organism in Eukaryota, Metazoa, Chordata, Actinopteri, Siluriformes, Bagridae. The record is from RefSeq and is a predicted model, not a curated record. Gene Ontology annotation, molecular function: protein kinase activity; ATP binding; double-stranded RNA binding. Gene Ontology annotation, biological process: protein phosphorylation.
ACGAAAGUAAUCCACCAGUUUAGGAUUAAAGCACAGUUUCCAUCUGAGUGUCAGAUGUCUUUAUGUGUAGUCUAAAAGCAACCUGAUCGUGUUUAUUUUUUCUGCUUUUUGCACUUUGGGUUAUUUCAUCUCUUCUAAAUGGACGCAGGGCAAAUGAAUUACGUCGGUUUGCUUAAUGAAUUUGCAACCAAAAAAGGUUGGGUUGUUGAUUUUCAAGAGGAAACUGCAGGACCACAUCAAAUUAGAACGUUCACUAUGAGGGUCGUGAUAAAUGGGGAGGUAUAUCCUGAAGGUGUUGGAUCAAAGAAGAAGGAAGCCAAACAAAACGCUGCAAAGAAUGCCCUCGCAAUUUUAAAGAAAGAUGAACUGGAUACAACAGAAACAAGUUCGGAAUCUUCCGCAACGGAUGGCAACGGAGAAGAAAAUCUAAGUAUCCAAAGCCUCAGUCUACGCAAUCAACAGCAUAGCACCACUAUGGACACUGAGAACACGUCAGCAGACGUGAACUUCAUAGGGCUCCUUAAUCAAUACUGUCAGAAGCGUAAACUAGUGAAUGGUUUCAGAGCCGUAGAAAAAAAAGGGCCUGCACAUGUUCCUGAAUUUGCAGUCAGGGUUGUCAUAAAUAAUAAAGAAUAUCCCGAAGGACGGGGGAGGAGUAUGAAAGAGGCAAGACAAAAAGCAGCACAGCUUGCCUUUAAUGAACUCGAUGACUCAGAUUUAAGUAGUCAGAAUUCAUCGCUGGUCUCAAUGAGUGUGUCACCAUAUCCUGCCAACUCAUCAGAGUGGUUGUCUUCUGCACCAGUAUCACAUGUUAAACCAAAAAGACAACUCGCUGCAAACUUUCAAAAUUCACCAGAAUUCAAUAAAAAGCAAUCUAAUAUCAAUGCGCUCAAAAUACCAACACCCUCAAUAAAGAGUCCCCCUGUUUCCAGCCCUACAAUAAAAUCAAGGUUUUUAGAGGAGUUUGAUACAAUAAGUAGAAUUGGCAAGGGAGGAUAUGGUCGUGUUUUCAAGGCCAGGCGAAAGCUUGAAGGUGCAACCUACGCUGUCAAGAUAGUAAGGUUUACUGAUAAGGCUUGCAGAGAGGUCAAAGCUUUGUCACAACUUUGCCAUGCUAACAUAGUGCGUUACCACUCAUCAUGGACUGAGGAGACAGAGUACAGAGAUGUAUUCAGAUCAGACGAUUCCAGCGGUUCACACUCUGGCAGUGGAUCAAAAUUCCUCUAUAUUCAAAUGGAAUUCUGUGUGGGAGAAACUCUGAAGAUGUGGAUAGAUGAGAGGAACGAUAAUCCUGAAAAAUACCCAACACGGAGGUUGGAAGCAGCAGACAUAAUAAAGCAGGUCUUGGAGGCAGUGAAAUACAUCCAUUCAAAUAAGCUCUUCCACAGGGACCUAAAGCCAUUAAACAUAAUGUUUGGGCAAGAUGGAGUUGUGAAGGUGGGAGAUUUUGGACUUGUUUCCAAAGAAGAGAGAGAUGAUGACGGACAACUGUUGGAACACACCCAAAAAGCCGGGACCCAUUCUUAUAUGAGCACAGAACAGAGACUACGCCAGAAAAACUAUGGCAGGAAGGUGGAUAUUUAUGCUGCGGGCCUUAUUUUCUUUGAGUUGCUUUGGCGGUUUGGAACAAUUAGUGAAAAAGAAAAGCAAUGGGACUGUAUACGAAGUAGGACUUUUCCGAAAGAAUUCUGCCUAAAGUUUUAUUUUGAACACAAGCUAAUUGAAAGAAUGUUGUGUGAAAAUCCUGAGAAACGACCAGAAGCCAGCGAGCUGCUCACAAAGCUGGUCCAACACUCUGCCACCACCGCCUCAACAAAGCAUGAACACAGGACAUACUGAUGGGUGAACUUCAGUCUCACACUUUGACAAAAUAUCCAAGAACUCUGUGAAAAUAAACAUCCCAUAAAAUAUUAUUACGUAGAUGGCUUCCAUGUGGCACUUUAAUAAUAUGGAAUAACUGCAUGUGAUAUUUUUGAGGGCAUUUUAUUUGUUAAUGCUAGAUCAUUUUUUUAAUCAUGGCAUGGAAGAACUUUAGUGUUUGAUAUAGUCUUUUACUAAAUGUUUUGACAAGGAUAAAAAUCACAAAUUCCACCUAAAAUUUAUAGAGUAGGCUAUUUUGCUGGAGAAAAAUCUAAAUUGUUCGAAUUGAUAUUCAAUGGUAUUUUAAUUGUUAUAUCUGUUUUUAGAAAGAGUUGGGAAAAGGUCAAUUUGGAAUGUGCAAUUAACCUUCACUUAACAUUUUAUAUGUAAUAUAUAUUCUUGCGUUCAUUAUGGUGAUGAAUCCGAAAAGAUGUUGCUAGAUUCUUGUUUUACAAUGUCAAUUAGUUUCAAAUUCACUUUAGAUUAUAGUAGAUGGAUUAAAUUAACAUGUUCAGACGGACAUUGUUACUUUACUUGUUUGUAAUACUGUGCUUGUUUUUCUGAUCAAGUGUGAUAUAUAUGUUUGACUGUCACUAUAAUAAUGGACGAGUGUUAUUAAGCAUAAACAACAGUGAGUAUUUAUAGAUGUUGGUAUAACAUUGUUAAAUUUUUGGAUAACAGGUUUGUUUAGUGGAGCACUAGAUGGGAUGAGACCAGAGACAGAAAACGUUGCAAUUAGUGUCAUGAAUUAUUUCUGUGUCUCAUUUCCCUUUUCCUUUCCACUAUAUCGGUGGAAUCUAUUUUUGUGUAUCAAAAACCUCUUCUUUCUGAAGCUGUUCAUUAAAAAGUACAUCUUAUAAGGAAA